Molecule: messenger RNA, 2684 nt
Organism: Papaver somniferum (opium poppy)
Lineage: Eukaryota; Viridiplantae; Streptophyta; Magnoliopsida; Ranunculales; Papaveraceae
Product: protein indeterminate-domain 7-like
Exons: 3
Coding region: 890-1633 (247 amino acids)
Cellular component (GO): nucleus
Molecular function (GO): DNA-binding transcription factor activity
Source: RefSeq, a predicted model, not a curated record
UUCCAUUUUCUCAUCUCCUUUCUAUUGCUGAGAUUUCUGGGCAAGAGAGUUACAGAAUCUCCGUACUCUCUUUCUCUGGAAAUCCUCUCCAAUGAUCUCCAAAUUGAAAAAACAGAAAAUGAAUAUCAUUUCACCCAUAUUUACAAAACCCUAUUCCUCAUCAUCUUCAUCACAGCAAUCACUACCAAACCUCUUAAAAAGUGGUUUCACUCCAACGCUUAAAACCUCUAAUUACUUUCUCCAGUUCCUUUACAAAACCCACAAAUCCAAUUAUCUCCUCCAUUUCUUCUCUCAAAUGAAAUCAAGCAACAUCACACCAAACUACCAAACUCAUUCAAAUCGUAAUCAAAUCUCUUCUCAAAACAAAUAAAUUCCAAGAAAUCAGAUUUUUUUUUAAAACCCUAAUUUUGUGUCUGAAAAGGGAGUUUUUGAUUCAUUAUUUCAAGGUUUUUGUGUUUAUUUUAAGAAUCCAGUAAUGGGUCAUUGCGUUAUGACGGAUUCCUUGAGAAAUUAUGGUAUUAAGCUUCUUAUUGCAGUUCUUCGCUUUGACCAUCAUUGUUGCAGGACAAUUGGGUCCAUUUGCUGCAACUGGAACUGCUCAUUGUCAGACUACUCCUUUUGGUUUUGGUCUUAUCUGCAUCCAGAAGUAGAUAGUAACUCAGCAUCUUUCAUCAUCACGGGAUUGUUUGUUUUGUUAGUAAUCCAAACUUUCUGUCUGAAGUAUUACUGACAUCUCUUGUUCAACAAAAACCCUGUCUUGUGUGUUUCUUGUUGUAUUAUUAACUUAGGUAUUUUGUUGCUAUUGUUUUGCAUUUAAAGGGUGAAACAGACAAAGAUAUUAUAGUUUUGUUUGCAUUUUGUGUCUUCCUCAUCCCUCUCUGUGUUUAAGAUGUUUCCUGAAACUUUUUCAAACUCUACUUCUUUAUCUGGAGAAGUUAGUGCUGGUUCUUCUCAUGGUAAUUACAAUACUGCUACUAGACUUCAAGAUUUAAGCCCUAUCUUAUUCUCAUAUUUUGAUACCGAUCAUCAUCAUCAUGAACAAAAACAACAAUCUGAAGAGAUUACUAAGAUGAGAAAGAAAAAAAAUCGCCCUGGUAACCCUGACCCUGAUGCUGAAGUGGUUGCACUAUCUCCAAAGACAAUAACUGCAACAAAUAGAUUUGUGUGUGAAGUUUGUGACAAAGGGUUUCAAAGAGAACAAAAUCUUCAACUUCAUAGAAGAGGACAUAAUCUACCCUGGAAACUAAAACAGACAAGUAACAAUACAGAUGUGAUGAGGAAAAAGAAAAGGGUUUAUGUUUGUCCUGAAGUUUCUUGUAUUUACCAUCAGCCUUCUAGAGCACUUGGUGAUUUAACAGGAAUCAAGAAACAUUUUUUAAGAAAACAUGGUGAGAAGAACUGGAAGUCUGAAUUAUGUUCAAAGAAAUAUGCAGUUCAAUCUGAUUGGAAAGCUCGUACUAAAAGGUGUGGUACUAAAGAACAUAGGUGUGACUGUGGUACUCAUUUCUCUAGGAAAGACAACUUCAUUACCCACAAAGCAUUUUGUGAUGCAUUUGCUGAUGAGAGUGCAGGACUAGUUUCUUCAUCAUCUGCCUCAAACCUUGGCAAAUACGCCAUCGUUACACCAUUAUGACAAUGAGCCUUUGUAAUUGCAAAUUCACCCAUCACUUCAUCUCCAACACCAACAAACUAAUACACCCAUCUUCUCUCAGUAACCCAUACGCUGCGUGGCACCAACAACAAAACAGAAACUUCCUAAAACCAACACCCGAUUCUGUAACCACCUCAUCAUCAUCAUGGACUGUCCUAGCAUCACCAUCUGAUCCAAUCAAACUUGAAAAUCAGCACAACAACCAGGUUCUUAUCCCAGCACCCAUUUCUUCUUUUUAUCAAGAAACAUCACUGCCAUCUCCAAGUACUACUACGAAUUACAUGUCAGCUACUGCACUUCUUCAAAAAGUUGCUAAUGUUGGUGCUGCACCCAUUGGAAGACCAAUACAAACUCAAUCAGUGGGUCAUAUGUCUGGAUUGUCAAUGAGUCAAAUGGGUAUAUUGAUGGGUCAGGUGGCUAAAACCUGUUUAUCAUCACCAUCACAGGAAUGUCUAGGAUUUGCCAACUAUAAUUCAGCAAACCAAUCUGCAUGGCAGACAAAGGACCUUAGUCUUACUCGUGACUUCUUAGGUCUGGCACCAGCUGAUGAGAGGAACCAGAUGAAUAAUAACGUGAACUUGAGAAAAACAGAUUCACCGUCGUACGUAGGAGGUGUUGAUUUUGCAUCUUAUGAAUGUGGAUUCGCUGCUGGAGUUUGGAGCAAUUGCUGAAGAAUAAUGCUUUUUAAGGUAAAAAGGGAAAGCCUUUUAAGGGAGUUGCCUCAUUGUUUCAAAAAUGACAAACUUAUAUCCUCUUGAAAUGGGGAUCUUUUUAUUUUUGUGCAGUGGUGAGAUCAUCACUACCGAAGUUCUACUGUAGUUUGGUGAUGAAUAGGGUCUAGUAGAUUUUCUUCAAAGCUUAGGCCUAGAAAAGCACUAAGACCAGUACAACGGAGUUGUGUUGGCAUUGGCUGUGGAUGAACCACUCAGCCUGUCAUCAUUGUUCUUACAAAAGAGAGCUAAAUUGAAAGCAUCCAUGUUUUGACUACGAUGGAUGAUGCUAAGUUUUAAUAAAACAAAAGAUAUUGGGUUUA